UCCAACACCCAAGGAUCAAGCUACAUUGUGUCGAAGUUGACGCCGCUGCAGGUGGAUUUUGUUUCCUACAUGGAUGAAAUAGCAGGAGAGGUUGGCGUGCGGCCCAGUCUCCUCUGGCUCUUCUUCACGGACUACCCGCUGUUUAAGAGGGUCCUGUGGGGACCAGUCACAGCAUACCAGUACCGCCUGAUGGGUCCUGGGAAAUGGGAGGGAGCCCGCGGAGCAAUCUUCACCCAGUUUGACCGCAUGCUUCAGCCCUUAAAGACAAGAAAGCUGGAACCAGAAGAGGCGUCAGUCGCCGGCCGUCUGAUUAAGCUGAGUCUGACCGUCAUGGCUGGAGGAGCUGCCGUCUACUACAUCCAUCUGCGCCAUCCGACCGCCAUCCCCACCCUGCUGUCCAACCUCCGUCCACAAAAAGUCUGAACAUGCUGCGUUUGAGCUGAAGAUUUG
Molecule: messenger RNA, 450 nt
Organism: Anoplopoma fimbria (sablefish)
Lineage: Eukaryota; Metazoa; Chordata; Actinopteri; Perciformes; Anoplopomatidae
Product: flavin-containing monooxygenase 3-like
Exons: 3
Coding region: 70-423 (117 amino acids)
Molecular function (GO): NADP binding; flavin adenine dinucleotide binding; N,N-dimethylaniline monooxygenase activity
Source: RefSeq, a predicted model, not a curated record